GUGAGAGAGAGAGGGGGAGAGAAAGGUUAAGGAAUCCGAGCUAAGGCGCCGUUUCUUCUCCUCCUGCUUUUUUCUUCUCGGCACCGUCACUGGAGGGAGAGGAUUCACGGGACGAGGCGACGCGGAAGGGAUUUCGUCGCUUGUGUGGGCGGCGCGUCCGCUGGUUGCUUUGCUUCCAUGGAGAGGGAUUUCCUGGGUGCGAUCGACAGGGCGUGGAAGUGCGGCGAGGCGGCGAAGGAGGAGAGCCGAUCGGAGCCAGACAGCCCGGCGGCGACGCGGUGGCAGUUUGCGGCGAGGUCCGGCGUCGCGCCGGCGUUCAUGUCGUUCAGGACGGAGGCGACGGGCGAGGGCUCUGAGGCGUUCUCGGUCUCCGAGCUCCGGCCGGCCGGAGACGCCUUCGACGGCAUCAAGAAGCAGAGCUCCAUGCUUUCGAUCUACCAGCAGCAGAGGCAGUUUGGCCACAACAGCAGCCAGGCCACGGCACAGCAGCAGUACCCUGCAGCGGCGCACAGGCAGCGCUCGCAGGUGGCGGAUUACGGCGCGGCGGCACCGCAUCGUCUCCCUGGUGGUGGUGGUGGUGGAUGCAGGCUAGUGCAGCCGGUGUCGGUGCGCCACCCUGUGCCGUUCCAUCAGGCCAACCUGAUGGUCAGGUCAUCAGUGUCGCAGAGCUUCCACAACCAGCAGCAGCCUUUCACCAUGAGCAACAACGGGUUUGGCGGCUCUACGGCCGGCGUGUACGGGGCGAGGAACCCACGGAACCAGGCCUCGACGCAGCUCACGAUAUUCUACAACGGCUCGGUGAAUGUUUUCGACAACGUCCCGGUCGACAAGGCUAAAGAGCUCAUGAUGCUGGCCAGCAGGGCGUCUGUUCCUGGUGCUACCCCGUCAAGUGAGCCGGACUCGCCGCCUGUUCCUGCCCCUGCCCCUGCCAAGGUCAACGUGGCCGAGGUCUUCCCUGGUGCUAGACAGAUCGCAGUUCAGAAACCGGAGCCCUGCGUGCCGCAUCUAUCAAGCGCGGCAACUGCAAGCCCAGUCCGCAUCGUCGUGCCGCAAGCCGUGGCUCCCUCCAGGAGCACGUCUCACUGCGCUACAGAGGCCUGCGGUUCCAAGCCUGCUGCUGCUCCUACCAGCCAGACAGUCUCGUCGUCCCGGCAGUUGGCAGCUGCAAGUGCUGCUGCAGCUGUUACGCCAAGAGCUGUCCCUCAAGCUCGGAAAGCGUCGCUCGCCCGGUUCUUGGAGAAGCGAAAGGAAAGAGUGGCUAGCGUCGAGCCAUACCUGACGUCCAACUCCAAGAGCCCGCUAGAGAGCAGUGACGCCGUCGGCAGCGCUAGCGCUCCAACGAAAUCGUCAUCCACAGACGUCGCCCCGGCGAGCAGCCACAACGGCGGCGGCGCAGAGCUUGUGCGCCAUGGCGGAUAUCCCAGGAGCAUCAGCUUCAGCACAAAUUUGCAGAUCUGACUCUGGUGUUGCUGUCCAUAGACUACCACUACCACUACGACUCCGUGUCCGUGAGCGCGCCCCUCCCUACCCAUCGACACGAAAGCUGGAUAGCUGUCUUGCUUUGCAUCCGGAUGAGGCGGGAGGUAUAGGAAGAUACGAUGAGAUGAGAGUAUAAAGAUGCUGAGUGCUAGCCUAGCCGCCCGCUGUAUAGCUUUUGCAGCGCGCUGCUGACAAGAUCGAGGGCCGUGACCUACUCGUUUCAGGCUCUUCUUGAAUGGUUUUUUUGUCGUGGUCCAUUGUUGUAUAUUAUUCAACUUGAGAAACAGAGAGUGCUGCUCUGUCUCUGAUAAAAGUUUAUAUGAAAUUGAU
Zea mays is the source of this 1809-nucleotide messenger RNA. RefSeq lists its product as uncharacterized. The record is from RefSeq and is marked validated. Gene Ontology annotation, biological process: response to wounding; regulation of jasmonic acid mediated signaling pathway; regulation of defense response. The transcript has 7 exons. Bases 178 to 1458 code for a protein of 426 amino acids. Lineage: Eukaryota; Viridiplantae; Streptophyta; Magnoliopsida; Poales; Poaceae. Gene Ontology annotation, cellular component: nucleus.